UAUAUUAAUAUGAGGUUCAAAGAGCUAUAUUAAUAUGAGGUUCAAAGUGUCAGUUUUAAGUAUGCCAUUUAUGUAAUCAUGAGAUUCCUAGAGAAGUUUUCUUGUACCCAAUUCCAAACGAAGGCAACAAAACUAUUUGCCUUCUAUUAUCAUCCUAAAACCCAACUUCAUACUUACCUCAAACCACCAAAAGCAAACCAAAUACUGAAGAGACAUCUCAACUCCAAUUGCCCAACAAAAGCUCUUUCACUAUUUAGAGAGCUUUUGAGAAAAAGCCUCCCCACAAUUGAUAGCUAUUCUCUACUAUUUGUCCUAAAAGCUUGCACCCAAAAGUCCUCCUCAGUAGAAGGAAAACAAUUGCAUGCCCUUGUCAUAAAACUCGGGUUUGAACACGUCAUUCAUCUCCAAACAUCUCUUGUGAAUAUGUAUUCAACGACAUGUAACAUCGUCGAUGCACGCAAGUUGUUCGACGAAAUGCCCGACAAGAAUGUAGUUUGCUGGACUACCUUGAUUUCUGCUUAUGUUGACAACCGGAAGCCUAACACGGCUCUUCAGCUGUUUAGGCAGAUGCAAAUGAACAAUGUCCAACCAGACCAAAUUACAGUUACUGUUGCUCUAUCUGCUUGUGCUGAUCUUGGAGCACUCGACGUGGGAGAAUGGAUUCAUGCUUCCAUACGUCGUGAAAAGGGACUCAACGUGGAUUUAUGCCUAAAAAACGCUCUCAUCAACAUGUAUGCAAAAUGUGGAGACAUAGAAGUUGCUCGGAGAUUGUUUGAUAGCCUGCGGAGGAAGGAUGUCACAACUUGGACAUCCAUGAUUGUUGGGCACGCAUUGCACGGACAAGCAGAGGAAGCUCUCAAUCUCUUUGCUAAAAUGAAGGAAACAAGAGAAUCCCCAAAGAAGAAGAAGAAGAAAAACGAUGGUUGUAAUGGAGGCGCGUCUUCGAUUGUUCCUAAUGAUGUUACCUUCAUAGGAGUUUUGAUGUCCUGCAGCCAUGCCGGGAUGGUGGAAGAAGGGAAAAGGCAAUUCAGAAGCAUGGUUGAGGACUAUGGUCUGAAGCCAAAAGAUUCACACUAUGGCUGCAUGGUGGACCUCUUCUGUCGAGCGGGGAUGCUCGAAGAAGCCUAUGAUUUCAUCUCAAAAAUGCCAGUUCGGGCGAACGCGGUGGUGUGGAGGACACUGCUAGGCGCUUGCAGCCUUAAUGGAAGUGUUGAACUUGGCUCAAAAGUUAGGCAAAAGUUGCUCGAGUUGGAGCCUGCCCAUGUUGGUGAUAGUGUCGUUUUGUCCAAUAUUUAUGCAGCCGAAGGCAUGUGGGAGAGAAAAAUGACUGUUAGAGAUCAAAUGACGAAGCAGAGAAGGUCACCUGGUUGUAGCUCAAUUGAGGUGGGAAGUGGGAUUAGUGAAUUUGUUGCCUCAGAUGAUAAUCAUCCUUAGAAAUCACAAAUAUGUGAGGUUCUUAAGCGCUUGGUUGUGGACAUGAAAGCUUAUGGCUAUUCUCCACAGCUCUCGUGCCUAGAUGACUCCUAA
Morus notabilis is the source of this 1527-nucleotide messenger RNA. RefSeq names its product putative pentatricopeptide repeat-containing protein At1g74400. The record is from RefSeq and is a predicted model, not a curated record. Gene Ontology annotation, molecular function: protein binding; RNA binding. NCBI's taxonomy places the organism in Eukaryota, Viridiplantae, Streptophyta, Magnoliopsida, Rosales, Moraceae. The transcript has a single exon. Gene Ontology annotation, biological process: RNA modification.